GGUAUUCUGAAAGUGAAACCCAAGAACCUCAUACAUAUCCUGGUUUUACUGAUAUAAGUGGUGAACAAAAAAUAAGUAAAGAAAUGAAACGAUUUAGCGAAAUUGUGAAUAUAAAGAGAAUUGAAUUUAUUAAAGCUAAACUAAUUAACAAAACAGCAUUGGAGAUUUGGCAUCCAAUAUCUAUAACAUGUGAAGAGGCAGAUUUUCAAAAAACUAAAAGCUCUUUAACAAAAUUGCAACUUUCAUCUAUUAUUAACUCUUUAAUUCCUUCUUUAGGUGAUUUUGAUCGUUCGCAUUUUCGAGGUUUAUUGAGUAAAUCUCAUAACGAUUUAAUAAAUAUUCUUCGAGAGAUUAGAAGUGUAGUAGCCGAAAAUA
This is a messenger RNA of Racocetra persica, 375 nucleotides long. The record is from the annotation of a GenBank genome assembly. Lineage: Eukaryota; Fungi; Glomeromycota; Glomeromycetes; Diversisporales; Gigasporaceae.